GCAGAAUGGGGAAGCAGAAUAGCAAACUGGCCCCAGAAGUGAUGGAGGACCUGGUGAAGAGCACAGAGUUUAAUGAGCAUGAGCUCAAACAAUGGUACAAGGGAUUUCUCAAGGACUGUCCAAGUGGGAGACUGAAUCUGGAGGAAUUUCAGCAGCUCUACGUGAAGUUCUUCCCUUAUGGCGAUGCCUCCAAAUUUGCCCAGCAUGCAUUCCGAACCUUUGACAAGAAUGGGGAUGGCACCAUUGAUUUCCGAGAGUUCAUCUGCGCCCUGUCCAUCACCUCCAGAGGCAGCUUUGAGCAGAAGCUGAACUGGGCCUUCAACAUGUAUGACCUGGAUGGCGACGGCAAGAUCACACGAGUGGAGAUGCUGGAAAUCAUCGAGGCCAUCUACAAAAUGGUGGGCACUGUGAUCAUGAUGAAAAUGAAUGAGGAUGGCCUCACACCUGAACAGCGAGUAGACAAGAUUUUCAGCAAGAUGGAUAAGAACAAAGAUGACCAGAUUACAUUGGAUGAAUUCAAAGAAGCUGCGAAGAGUGACCCUUCCAUUGUAUUACUUCUGCAGUGUGACAUUCAGAAAUGAGCUGAUGUCAGCACUAUGGACAGCACAAAAGUCUCAAUGUUCCAUUCAGUCUGCAGCUAUUUACACACACACACACACACACACACACUAUUGCUUGGACUACCUAAAAAUGGACUUGCUUCUUGUGUUUGAAACACUUGUGUGCAUGAGAAUGUCAUUUGCUAAUGAAUUUUAAAAGCAUCUGUUAUAAAACAAA
Messenger RNA from Orycteropus afer afer, 777 nucleotides. It is a transcript of the gene VSNL1, whose product is annotated as visinin like 1. The record is from RefSeq and is a predicted model, not a curated record. Gene Ontology annotation, molecular function: calcium ion binding. NCBI's taxonomy places the organism in Eukaryota, Metazoa, Chordata, Mammalia, Tubulidentata, Orycteropodidae.